Molecule: messenger RNA, 2062 nt
Organism: Dromaius novaehollandiae (emu)
Lineage: Eukaryota; Metazoa; Chordata; Aves; Casuariiformes; Dromaiidae
Product: maestro heat-like repeat-containing protein family member 7
Exons: 13
Coding region: 1-1677 (558 amino acids)
Cellular component (GO): cytoplasm
Source: RefSeq, a predicted model, not a curated record
AUGCUGAUGGCCAUGGGGCAGGGGCACGUGAGUGUCUCCAUUCCUGCUGUCUCUCUUCCUUCCUCAGGUGCAAGGUCUUCCAUCUGCAGCUGGUCAGCGCUGUCCAGAGAGGAUGAGGAAGCCCUGGAGUUCAUCCGGGACUUUGUGAGCGGCAGACAGAAGGAAGAGGUGCAGAAGCUGAAGUUUCUCGCAUCCAUCUGCACCCUCUGCAGAGGCAGCAGCUCCAAGGCCUUGUCGUGGGGCCUGGAUGUUUUCUGCUGCAGAUACGAGCUGGCCGAGCAUAUCAAGGUGCUGCUGGAAGAGGAACCCCUGGACCAGCUGGGCACAGCAGUACGUCAGCAAGCCAUGGUUGCUCUCACGGCAAUGAGUGCAGUGGAGCCAGUUCUGGAGGGCCAAAAGAGCAGCCUGCUGCAUGCCUGCUUCAGGAGUGUCUUCUUGCUUCCUCCCAAAGAAGACAUGGAGAAGCUGGACACAUCCCUGUAUUCCAAGACCUUGGAGAGCAUGGACAGCAUGCUGGAGGUGCUGGUGCUCAAGUCUGCCACUUCCAGCCUCCUGGAGCUGCAGCAUAUCUUGCAGCUCCUGUUGCCCUUCACAACCUCGGAGAGAGCAGCUGUGCGUGAGAGGGCCGUGGGGAGGAUUGGAAGGCUGAGCAACUUGCUGGCCAACUAUUCCUCGCUGGAGGUCUGGUGCCCCUUUGGAGGAGUUGAUGAGAGCCCCACCUGCUCUGGAAAGAUCUCUGUCCCAAUGCUGGGACAGCUGGUGGGGCGUCUCAUCCUUUGCUGCGCUUAUGAGGACGCGGAGACGAACCGUGGCGCUUUGGAUGCUCUUCAUUGCCUGUUCAGAUUCGUCGUGCAACGAAAACGCAGGGAGCCCUUUCAGGAUGAUGCAGAGCAUGUAGAGUGCCAGAAGGAGGUGGAAGCUGAGGAUGCGCUCUGCCUUUGCUGGACCAGCAACAUCAGUGUGAUCAUGAGGCUGUUUGUGAAAAACCUCCAUCCUUCUGAGGCGACCGACGUCAUUGUAACAGCCAUGGAGGGCAUGAGGAACUGCAGCAGCUACAGCACGGUGGUGGCUACCCACCUGCUCAACAUGUUCAUGCUGGGUGCUGUCUCUGCGCUGGAAGACGUGCCGCGGAUCAUCAGGUGCCUCUACCGAAACCUGAAGUACGUCAGGGAGUUCUCGGCCCGGGUCACGCUAAACAGGACCCUUUGCCAGCUGGCCUGCUCGAAGCCUGCUGAGGUGACCGUGAGCCUGCUGUACUGCUCGCCACUGUGCAACAGCACCGCCAUGACCCUGUGGAAGGUGCUGAUGGCUAAGCCGCUGGUUGCGAGAGACGUGCUGCGGGAGCUGCUGAGCUUGCUGGAGGAGCGUCCACUGCGCAGGCAGUCCAGCUGCGAGAGGGACAACAGCUGCAUCCUUCCCCUGGCCGCAACGAGAGCACUGCAUGCAAUCGUCCAGGAGCCCGCCUGCGCGCAGGUGGUGAAGGCGUUUUUCCCCCAGUUCUUCCUGGCGCUGCUCUUUCAGAUGGUCUUCACAGCAGAGUUCACCCGCCAGGAGGCCAACAUCUUCCUGAGGGAAUGCCAACGGGAUGAGUCCCGUGCCUGCAGCCACGUGAGGUGCUGGAUCCCAGUGCCCCGUCUCUGCUUCGGACCUGGAGGCAGGGCCAGGCUGGCCGUGUGACGUGGGCUUUGCUCCAUGCAGGUGCGCUGUGGAGGCCAUGAAAGGUCUCUUCAGCUGCGCUGGCUAUCAGCGUGCAGCCCUGGCUGUUGAGAGGAAGGGUGGCUGGGAGCUGUUUCUGUGUGCAGAGACAUCUCAGAGGGGAGUGUCUGUGCUGGCCAGGUACAGCCCUUUUCUCCCUGCUCUCCACCAGCACCUCUUCCCUGGACUUGGGGUGCCCCCCCAGUGUCCUUCCCUGUGGGUGAGGGGGGACCCCAGUUCUGCAAGAGAGGAGCUGCAGCCUGAGCACUUGUGGCAAGGGGUCCCCCAGCAAAAGGGCCAUGGGAUCUGCCUGCCCCAUUGCUGGGCAGCUGGGAGAGUUGCUGGGGGAGCAGGUGGUGUUUGGAGU